UCUGCCCCUCACACUCUCCCCCACAGAUGUGCAUGCUGAACUGAGCAGGACAAACACACGUAAGGCCGCUGGCCCCGAUGGCAUCCCCGGAUGUGUACUCAGCUCUUGUGCUGAGCAGCUGACCAGGGUCCUGACUGACAUCUUCAACCUGUCCUUGGCCCAAGCAAAAGUCCCCACGUGCUUGAAAUUAGUGUUGCACGGUGUACUGAUACUUGAAAGAUCCCACCUCCACGAUCCAUGCAUUUGUCAGUCUCUUCCUCCGCCCACCUGUCGGCCAUGUCGCUGAAGGUGCAGACCAGCAACGUGACCAACAAGACGGAUCCAAAGUCCAUCAACUCCCGGGUGUUCAUCGGCAACCUGAACACUGCGGUGGUGAAGAAGUCGGACGUGGAGACCAUCUUCUCAAAGUACGGCCGUGUUCUGGGCUGCUCCGUGCACAAGGGCUACGCCUUCAUCCAGUACGCCAGCGAGAGGCGCGCCCAGGGGGCCGUGAUGGGGGAGAACGGGAGGGUGCUGGCCGGACAGACGCUGGAUGUCAAUAUGGCUGGAGAACCAAAGCCGAGUAGACCCAACAUCCUAAAGCGAUCAGCAGCUUCUCUCUACAGUGGCUAUGAGUUUGACUAUGAUUUCUACAGAGAACACUUCUAUGACAGGUUGUUUGAUGGCCGGGUGUCUCCAGUCCCUCGGGUGGUGCCUGUGAAACGCCCUCGAGUUGCGAUGCCUCUGGUACGACGGGUCAAAUCCCUGCCGGUCAAACUGCUGGCGCGUAACCCUGGAGUCCUCCCCACCAGCAACGGCAACAAACAGAAAUCAGGGAGAGGUGCAGAGCUUCAGGCGAUCAAGUCAGAGCUGACUCAGAUUAAAGGAAACAUCGAGGCUCUGCUGGGCAGACUGGAGCAGAUCACAGAAGACACACACAUCACCGCCACAGAGCUGAGGAAGGCCGAGGAGUGUACGAGCGAGGAGGCGUGGCAGGAAGAAGAGUCAAGCUCAGAGCUGGAGGAAGGAGAGGAGCACAGGCAGAACAGUGAGGCUGAGGAGGAGGAGGAGGAAGAGGAGGGAGAGCACACGCAGAACAACACCCACAACCACAUGCAGGAGAUCAGUCGCCUAUCAGAGAUGCACUCCAUUCACCCAUGAGAGUGAGGUUGGACUGUGGAGGAAAAGACACACGGAGAGAGAGACAGACAAAGGAGGCCAUCAAACAGCAGGGAUCCGGACACACACACUCACAACCGUAAAACACACAAUAGAAAGACAGACUUGACACUUUGUCAGAGCCACAGGAAACACUUAAACAGUGGGGUACUGCCAAAACACAUCAUAAACUGAUGAGUUACACACAGUAACACACACAUAGAAGAAAACUCUGUGUCAGAGCUGCAGGGAGACAGUAAAACAGCAGGCUGCUGUCAAAACAGUUUGAG
Molecule: messenger RNA, 1427 nt
Organism: Gymnodraco acuticeps
Lineage: Eukaryota; Metazoa; Chordata; Actinopteri; Perciformes; Bathydraconidae
Gene: raly
Product: RALY heterogeneous nuclear ribonucleoprotein
Exons: 9
Coding region: 238-1140 (300 amino acids)
Cellular component (GO): nucleus
Molecular function (GO): RNA binding
Source: RefSeq, a predicted model, not a curated record